Messenger RNA from Camelina sativa (false flax), 2727 nucleotides. RefSeq lists its product as uncharacterized. NCBI's taxonomy places the organism in Eukaryota, Viridiplantae, Streptophyta, Magnoliopsida, Brassicales, Brassicaceae. The record is from RefSeq and is a predicted model, not a curated record.
CGUCCAGAGAGUAAAAAAAAAAAAAAAACGUAAGACAAUGGCGAUUUUGAAGGCGAUGAAGAUCUGGGUUUGAAUGUUCGAUUCUGUCAUGGAUGGGGGACGAGGAGAGGAUCUCCUUCGAUCUCUGCAGGUUAAGGUUGAGAGGAAUCAGAUGGGAAAUUUGAUUCUCUCUGGUCAAAGGCUGGCUCUGCGGGAUUCAGUUUGUGAUGUUUAUGAGGAUUUCUUUGUAAUGGCGAAUCUCUAUGAUUCGUUCAGAUUGAUCUCAGUUACUCAUUUCUGGGGGAUUCGAAAAUCUGAGAUUAUGGGGUCGGAAUUGGUAUCAGAUGGAGAUUUGUGGGGAUUAAAGCCAACGAUUUCAUUUUUGGGUUCUAAGGAUUCGUUUUCAAGAUUCCAUAUCUCGAUUUGGAGUGGAUGGGGACGACGUCGAUACUCUUCACUAGUUGUGGACAGGGUCGGUUCUUUAUUGUUAGAUUUGGGGUUCUACAAGGAGAGGUUGGUCUUCGUGAAGGUUAAUACCUUGAUUUUGUCGGAUUUGCUGUGUAAGGGAAUUCUUAUUCUGGUUAAGGAUUUGAUUCCGUUUGAGCAGAUUUGGCUUAGUUCAGGGGUUUUAAUUUUGAUAUGGUUGGUGAUUGAGUUUGAGAUUUUCUUCUCAUGGACUAGUUGGUGGAUACGGUUGUUUCUGCUUCUCGUUAGUAUCCAGAAUUAUUCGAUGUUAAGAUUUCUUCACAGGCUGGUUAGUGCAUUGAUUUUCAGAUUGGGUAUGAUCGAAUUUGGGUUGAGAAUCUCCUUGAUUCGGUUCGUUUUAAUUCCUGGGAUAUUGGUUGGUGCUGUGGUAUUUAAGCGAGAGUUUGAGGAUAGUUUUCGAAUCAUCUCAUUCUGUUUUUGCUUCUCGUUCCUUCUAGUUUUUGUAACUUUUCUCAGUGCUCAAUAUUUCUUUCCUUACCGAGUUAUGGCUCAAUUGGCGUUAAACAAGAACAAGAGUUCUCUGGUGCGUACGGAUACUGUGUCAAUUUCCAACUCGGUUUUGGCUAAGAGAAUCCAGCAGUUCUCAUUGACCCUCAUUGGCAGGCUAAUGAAUCCGGUGUGUCAGAAUAUGGAGUCCUUGUUAGCUAAUUUCCCUAAAAUCUGGAAAUUAGAGGAGAAAGUGGUGGGUGCCGAUUUAGGACAAGGUGUUUUCCAGUUUAACUUCGAGGAAGAAGAGGAUAUUUUGUCAGUUUUGCAGAAUGGUCCGUACCAUUUUAACGGUUGGAUGGUCUCGCUAGUGAGGUGGGAGCUAGUCAUUUCAUCAUCCUAUCCUUCAGCUAUUAAUUUCUGGGUUAAAGUGGCAGGGAUUCCCAUGCAUUUGUGGGAGGUGGCUAAUCUUGAAGCUAUUGGGAAGAAGCUUGGGAGGAUCCAAGAGGUUGAUGAGGAAACCGGCAGUCUUUGUGUGCCAGUCAAUGGUUUCAAUCCAUUGAUAUUAAAGAUGGUGGUGCCUUUUGCAACUGGUGAUGAGAUUAUAGUCUCCCUGGAGUAUGAGAAGUUGAAUGGGGUCUGUGAUCUUUGUUCUCGGAUCACUCAUGACACUAAAGUUUGUCCAAAGGUUCUUAAGGAGACAUCAGCUCCAAGUGCGGGAGGUCAGAGGGACAAUAGGGGUGGUCAAAGGCAAUUUCCUGCGAUGAAGCAAGAGCAGCAUCACAAUGUUGGGGGUUGGGAGAAGCCUAGGAAACAUGCCAAGCGGGCAUUAGAUUUCCAGUCGGUGGAUUCUAGUGAGAUUGGUUAUUUUCCUCAGCAGCGCUUUGGUGGCAAUGUUUUUCACGGUCAGGGUUCUCAUGGAUCUCGUCAUCAAGAGCGAUCCUAUGGACAGGUCUGGGGUCAGAAGAGGAGUUAUAAAGAGGUUGUAGGCCGCGAAGAAGGAUCUCGUCGAGGUACACAAACAGGGAAUGGGGAAGUUUCGGGGAAGGCACCCGGGUUCAUCCUGAACCGUAAGGGUGCUGGUCCGGCUUGGCCAAAACCUCUUUUCAAGGUGUAGCAGGCUGCUUUAGAGAGGAAUGGUCCGCUGCGGAUUGACAACAACUUGGGAGUUUCCAGUUCCAGCGAUCAACUUGUAGUCAAAGAGGUGGAGGGAAGUCCUCUUAAGGGUGAGGUGGGUGCUCCUUUGGCCAUGGAUUUCAAGGUUGAUAAUGAUGAUUUGCUAGAGGAUGGUGAGCUUGAUGACAUUGUCAAGGCGGAUAACAGUAUGGUCCAGGGGGAGGAUGUACCUCCUGCUCAGGGUACAGUGGGCCAGCCGGAUCAAGGGUAUGACUUCCAAGAUGGUCAAAUUACUGAGUCUCAGGGUGAUGCUGGCAGUGAUACGCAAGGUGACGGGAAUAAACAGAAGAUGGCGGGAAAACAGGGAAACAAUGCAGUGGGUGGUAAACCUUCGGAUGGAGGACGUCCAGGAAAGAAAGGGAUGGGGGCUCUCCCAAAACCGCCGGCUCGAACGUGAAGAUCUUGAGUUGGAACUGUCAGGGCAUAGGGGUUGAUCUGACAGAAGGAUAUCUGGGAGAUUUGUGGAAGCAACACCGGCCAGACAUUUUAUUUUUAUCAGAAACUAAAAAAUGUUCUUCUUAUUUACAAAAAUUUCAAAAGAAGUUUGGUUAUAAUAAUUUGUAUUCUGUUGAUCCCCAUGGUUCUAGUGGUGGGUUAGCUUUAUUUUUUCAUGAAUGAUAUAAAACUUUCUAUUUUAUAUGAGAGUAAUCGCAUUAUUGA